AUGAUCCCAAAGUUUCUCAUGGUAUCUUGCACACUGGCUGCCCUAACUCAUUCAACUACUUUUUCUCUGCAGCCAGAACACCAGAAGGUUCUAGUAGUUUCCUUUGAUGGAUUCCGCUGGGAUUACAUAUAUAAAGUUCCAACACCUUAUUUUCAUUAUAUUAUGAAAUAUGGUGUUCAUGUGAAGCAAGUCACUAAUGUUUUUAUCACAAAAACCUACCCUAACCAUUACACUUUGGUCACUGGUCUCUUUGCAGAGAAUCAUGGCAUUGUUGCAAAUGACAUGUUUGAUCCCAUUCUGAACAAAUCUUUCUCCUUGGAUCACAUGGACAUUUAUGAUUCUGAGUUUUGGGAAGAAGCCACACCAAUAUGGAUCACAAACCAGAGGGCAGGGCAUGCUAGUGGCGCAGCCAUGUGGCCAGGAACAGAUGUAAAGAUCCAUGAGAGUUUCCCCACCUACUAUCUACCUUACAAUGAGUCUGUUUCCUUUGAAGACAGAGUUGCCAAAAUCAUUGAAUGGUUUACAGCCAAAGACCCCAUCAAUCUUGGUCUUCUCUACUGGGAAGAGCCCGAUGAUACGGGCCAUGAUGUGGGUCCUGACAGUCCUCUCAUGGGACCUGUCAUUUCAGACAUUGACCACAAGUUAGGGUAUCUGAUAAAAAUGCUGAAAAAGGCCAAGUUAUGGAAUAACGUAAACCUAAUCAUCACGAGUGAUCAUGGGAUGACCCAAUGUUCCAAGCAAAGGGUGAUAGAACUUGACCGCUAUCUGGAUAGAGACCACUAUACCCUGAUUGACCACUCACCUGUAGCUGCCAUCCUGCCCAAAGAAGGUAAAUUUGAUGAAGUCUACGAUGUGCUUGCCCGUGCCCAUCCUAACCUAACGGUCUACAAAAAGGAGGAAAUUCCAGAACGAUGGCAUUACAAGCACAACGAUCGAGUUCAACCAAUCCUAGCAGUGGCUGAUGAAGGGUGGUAUAUUUUGCAGAAUAAGUCAGAUGAUUUCCUGUUAGGCAACCAUGGUUAUGAUAAUGCAUUAGCAGAAAUGCAUCCAAUAUUUUUAGCCCACGGUCCUGCCUUCAGAAAGAAUUUCACAAAAGAAGCCAUGAACUCCACAGAUCUGUACCCACUGCUCUGCCACCUCCUCAAUAUCACCGCCCUGCCACACAAUGGAUCAAUCAGGAAUGUCCAGGAUCUUCUCAGUUCAGCAACUCUAAAAGCCAUUCCCUACACACAGAGUACCCCACACCUCCUUGGUAGUGACAAGCCAGUAGAGCAUGAGCAAGAGGAGUCAUACCCUUAUUACAUAGGCAUCUCUCUGGGCAGCAUUAUAGCCAUUGUCUUCUCUGUAGUCCUCAUUAAGCAUCUAAUUCACAGCCAAGUGCCUACCUUACAAUAUAUGCAGGUUGAAGUUGCUCAACCAUUGCUACAAGCUUAG
This is a messenger RNA of Cricetulus griseus (Chinese hamster), 1434 nucleotides long. The record is from RefSeq and is a predicted model, not a curated record. Lineage: Eukaryota; Metazoa; Chordata; Mammalia; Rodentia; Cricetidae.